This is a messenger RNA of Ipomoea nil (Japanese morning glory), 1749 nucleotides long. RefSeq lists its product as uncharacterized. Bases 1 to 1749 code for a protein of 582 amino acids. The record is from RefSeq and is a predicted model, not a curated record. The transcript has 5 exons. Lineage: Eukaryota; Viridiplantae; Streptophyta; Magnoliopsida; Solanales; Convolvulaceae.
AUGGAGACAUGGACUGAAGAUGAGAUAUCGUCCUCUAAUCUGAAUAAUAAAGCACUGAAUUCAAUUGUAGGGUCUCUACAUGAAUCAGUGUUUACCUUGGUUACAGGAAUAAAAGAGGCAAAACAUUAUGGGAAAUCCUUGAAACAAGAUUUGAGGAAUUUGAUGAAUCGAGCAUCAGUCCUGGGGGAACCUUUUACGGAUGAAAGAGUUGUCAAGAAGAUCCUUCGCUCUCUGCCCAAACGAUUUCGAAUGAAAGUGACUGCUAUUCAGGAAAACGCAGGAUGGGAGAAAAAGAGUGUGGGAGAGCUUAUGGGUAAUCUGCAUACUUAUGAACUUCAAGUGUUGGCUGAUGACGACCCUGCGGUCAGCAGAGAAGGGAAAUCAAUGGCUUUUCUAGCAGAAGCUGAUAGAGAAUCUGACACUGAUGACAUAGAUGAUGAAGCCCUAGCCUUGCUAACAAAAAAUUUCAAGAAAAUUCUGAAAGGUUUCAAUCGGAGAAGUCAAAGACAAUCCAAUAGGACUCAGUACAAAAGUGGAAACUCAUCUUACCAGAAAUUAGAACUGUCCACUUUCACAAAGAAUAGUCAAACCCAGACUAGACGGACAGGUCAAUUCAGGACUACAUCUAAUGAUACAGCUAAAACCUUAAAUCGUGAUGAUGAAGAAGAAGCAACAGAUGACCCGUCUGAUGAAAAUGUGGGUAACUUCGUAGCCUUCUUCACGGCAACGGAGGGUCACUCAGAAGAAGAUGAAAAUGAUGCAUGUUGGGAACAGCUAGUGAAAAUCAACAAGAAUCUGAAUGAUGAUCUGAAACACAGAGAUGAUCGUCUGAAAGAACUAAACACUGAAUUAGUUGCAAAAGAGGACCUUAUCACUCAGAUCAGAUCUCGAGAGGGAAAAUUGAUAAAGGAACUGGAGGAUCUGAAGAAAACUAUCAGGAUGAUGGAUACCACGUCAACCUUAGACAGAAUUCUGGAUUCAGGUCGAAAUCCUAAUGAUAAAAAGGGUCUUGGAUUUGAACAAGGACAGUCCUCAAUGUCAGCUCCUACUUUUGUCAAAGAAGGUACCGUUGAACAAGGCCAAUCAUCAAGAUCAACUCAGUUUUACCAAAAAGGAAACAGGUUCACUUCAAUUACUGAGUCUGAACCUGGCAAAGUCAAAUUUCAAUCUCAGCACUCAAGAGAUCAGAGGAAGGAGAAAUAUCAGAAUAAAUCAAUUACUCCCUUCACAAAACAAGUUUGGGUUAAAAAAUCAGAAGUUAUCUGCUAUCCCACCAUUGUGCUGACCGCCUCUAUGACUGAAGUAAGAUGGUACUUCGACAGUGGUUGUUCCAGGCAUAUGACUGGGAAUGCUAAGUGUCUCAUAGCUGUUCAACCCAACAGUGGGUCAAUGACAUAUGGGGAUGGACAAAAGGGAAAGAUAGUUGGUAAAUGUAAGUUGAAUGUGCCAGGACUACCACAUCUGGAUGAUGUUCUUUUAGUUAGUGGCUUGAAGGCAAAUCUCAUUAGCAUCAGUCAGCUGUGUGAUCAGAAUUGGGAUGUGUGUUUCAACCGAGACUGUUGUAGAGUCCGCAAUAAGUCUGUUCAAGUGGUAAUGGAAGGAACUCGUUCCUCUGACAAUUGCUAUGUGUUAACUAGUGAAGCUACCUGUCUUAUGUCAAAAGCAGAAGAAUCUAAACUUUGGCAUCGACGCUUGGGACACAUAAAUUUCAGAGAUAUGGACAAAGUAGUCAAACUAGAUGCUGUUUGA